Macrosteles quadrilineatus (aster leafhopper) is the source of this 5777-nucleotide messenger RNA. RefSeq names its product ubiquitin-protein ligase E3B-like. The coding region runs from base 183 to 3383 and encodes 1066 amino acids. The transcript is spliced from 21 exons. Lineage: Eukaryota; Metazoa; Arthropoda; Insecta; Hemiptera; Cicadellidae. Gene Ontology annotation, molecular function: ubiquitin protein ligase activity; protein binding. The record is from RefSeq and is a predicted model, not a curated record. Gene Ontology annotation, biological process: ubiquitin-dependent protein catabolic process; protein polyubiquitination.
CAUUUAAUGUCAAAACAAAAUGGCUGAGAAUUAGUGUUAUCUAAAUUAUGCGUUUGUUUUUCAAAUGAAAAAUAAGUAUUGACACAACUUUUUAGGCUAUUAAAUUUAGCAACAGCAACUAAAUUUUUAAAAUCCUAAUUAACAGUAAUCACAGAAAUAUUAGUGUGCCAGAUUGUCACACAAUGUUUAAACCAGAAUCACAAAAAGGCACAUUUUUAGAACAAACCAAAGCUGCAAGGGAGGAAAGAGCACUGGAAAAACGCAGAGAAAAUGCUGCGGUUUCAAUUCAAGCACAUAUCCGAGGAUGGAUAGCACGACGUGACUUUACUAAAUUAAUUUUGCAAGAAUACGACAAUGAGAUGAAAAUUAUCCAUGAGGAUGUUAAGGUCACUGAUUUGAAAUCAUCUUUCUACAUGUAUCGUAUCAUCCAACGUUAUCUCAUUGUCUGGAAGAAAGAAAGAGACAAGGAACGCUUUGAAAAAUUGUGCAAGUACUUGGUGCUCAGUUUGGAUUCAGAGAGUGCUAAAAUCAGCUAUGUAGGAGUUGCUCUGAGUAAGGAUCAUGCUAUCUCAUGGAUUACACACAUCAAGGACAUUUUAUGGAAGUGUUGUGACUACUUGGAGGAUCUGCGGCCAGACGUAGCCUCAGACACUCGCAGUAUCCUGCUACUGCUGCACACUCUGGUUGCAUUCACUGCAACCAACACUUGGGCUCUGCUACGGACAUCGGCCGUUGCGCCACUACGCCAGGGGAUGGCACAGUUGUGUGCCAACAUCAUGGGACACCUGUUCAUGAGGGGCUUCUACAUCACACUCAAGGCUCUGCUGCUGAGAGGACUGGCAAGGUCCAAGGUCAGUCUGAAGCAUGUGUCUCUGUCCGCUAUCUUAACUCUGGCCUCUCGUCCCCUCAUCUCUGCUAACCUCUCAGACAAGCUGGUCUCCAUGUUCCUCAUACACAUCCUAAGUGUGCCUGCGCUGGUGCAGCACCUUAACAACCUGGCCCCCGAGUGCUUGACAACACUGGAGUCAGCUGAUUUCCUACCUAGAGCCAUGGAGCUCCUCAGUGGAGAGCAAGAUAUGAGAAUUGUGUUCAACACUCUAGAAGGGAACUACGCUCUGUGUCUGUUGGCCAACUUGAUCCACCUUGCCUACCUGCAGCGAGACACUGCCCUGCACAUCAUGCACUUCCCAACAUUUACAAUGGUGGUGACACGGUUGUUGGAGUCUUGUCAACAUUACGUGUCCACUAAGCAGUCCAAUCUGACCCACUGGCACCCGGUGCUUGGGUGGUUCGCUCAGUCACUGGACCCAGGUCUCCAGGACGCCGUCCCACAUAUCAAGGAACAGCUGUUUCUGUUGUGGAGUCAACCUAUCGUCACUAAGCUGCUCGGCUCUGCCUUGGACGAGGCUUUGGACCAGUUCCCAGAAACACCACCUCCCCCGACUCCUCCACCAAGCAGUAACCUCUUCAAGAGAGCUCUAGAAGCCAGGACCAACAGAGCCAAUGCUGCUAAGCAGUUGCGCAACAAGCUAGGCAGUCCUGAGACUACCAAGGUGGCUUUGAUCUGUACCUUGUACCACACGGCUCUCCACACUCUCACACAACUCAGGCUCGACAUUCUGACAGGUCUCUGUUACCAAGACAGAAUCCUCUACCAGCUUUGGAGGUUCCUAGCAUCACUUGGGCCACACUGUGGUCUCAAACCCUUCCUCAACCUGUUGUCAAUCAACACCAAAGGCUCAGCCCCAGAGUUCAACGUCCUCAUCCUGUUUGCAGACUGCAUGACUCACUAUGUCACGAUUCUGGAUGAUAUUGAGAUGUAUGAACAACAGAAACCCUUCACUCUCAAUGACUACAUCUCUAUGUCUAGUUUUCUCAAUCAUUUUCUUUUCACGGGUAUCAUGAACAACCAUUUUGAUUCCAAGAGCAUCAACAGCAACGGGCUAUUCCACUCUCUGCACACUCUGCUGAUGGUGUUGUAUAGACGAGAUAGUAGACGUAACUACGCUCCUGCAGGGCACUGGCUCAUCAAGGACCUUCGCACCAGCUCCUUCAUGGCAGACCUCGACAAGGGCAAGAAACCCAACCAGUUACUCUUGCAGAAGAUGCCUCAUGUGAUCCCCCAUGAAGAGCGAGUACAGCUGUUCCGCAAGUAUGUAGCUAAUGAGAAGUCAGUGCUGGGGUUGACAGAGUCUGCUUGUGUCUCGUCUCAAAGUAGUACUCUAAUCACCGUUCACAGGAGUCGUAUCGUGGAGGAUGGUUAUCGUCAGCUGGCUUUGCUACCAGCCCAGGCUCUAAAGGGUGUCAUACGAGUGAGGUUCAUCAAUGAACAAGGCUUAGACGAGGCAGGGAUUGAUCAAGACGGUGUUUUCAAAGAGUUUUUGGAAGAGACCAUCAAACGAGUGUUCGACCCUUCACUGAACCUGUUUCGGGUGACAACAGAGGAGCGACUCUACCCUUCCCCGACCUCGCACCUGCAAGACAACCAUCUGCAGCUUUUUGAGUUCAUUGGCCGCAUGCUUGGGAAAGCGGUCUAUGAGGGUAUCGUCGUAGAUGUUCCCUUUGCUUUGUUUUUCUUAUCGCAAGUGGCUGGGCAGACACAGCAAGCUCUGUACUCGUGUAUGGAUGAACUCCCUUCUCUAGAUAAAGACCUCUACAGGAGUCUUACGUACAUCAAGCAUCUACAGGACCCAGUGUCACAGCUUGAUCUCACAUUCUCAGUUGAUGAGGACGUCCUUGGCAAGCUUGUCACCCAUGAGCUGAUUCCUGGGGGCAGAGCAGUUCCUGUCACCAGUCAGAACAAGAUCAACUACAUCCACCUGAUGGCCCACUUUCGAAUGCACACCCAGAUUCAGAAACAGACGGCUGCCUUUAUCAGAGGCUUCCGCUCCAUCAUUAACAUGGAAUGGCUAUCCAUGUUCUCUACGCCCGAGUUACAGAGGUUGAUCUCUGGAGACAAUGUUCCACUGGACCUGGUGGACCUGAGACGUCACACACAGUACUACGGUGGCUUCCAUGACUCUCACAGAGUGAUACUGUGGCUAUGGGACAUAUUGCAUCGUGACUUCAAUGAUGAAGAAAGAAAGUUAUUCCUUAAGUUUGUGACCAGCUGUUCCAAGCCUCCAUUGCUCGGGUUUGCUCACCUAGAGCCACCAUUCUCCAUCCGCUGUGUGGAGGUAGGGGAUGACGAGGACACUGGUGACACCAUUGGAAGUGUGAUUCGUGGAUUUUUUACGAUUCGCAAAAAGGACCCACAACAUCGGCUCCCCACUUCGUCCACUUGCUUCAAUCUGCUCAAGUUGCCAAACUACCAGCGCAAGAGCACCUUGCGAGAGAAGCUGCGAUACGCCAUCACGAGCAAUACAGGGUUUGAACUGUCUUAAAUAGCUUGCGCCGUGGGACUAGGAAAAUUUCAAAAUGUUCAGGUCUAAAGUCUCAAUCUUCUCUUACACCUAAGUUCAAGAUAUAUGUAUUUAAGUUACCUAUUAUUUAUUUCCUAAUUUAGUUGUCUUUUCAUUAUGAUACAUUGUACAAACAUUAGUAAAUUUAAAUAUUAUUGACUGUGCUUACUCUUUGUUUCUAACUGUAUCUAUCUAUGCUUAUUACGUUAUUUGAUAUAGGUUAGUUUUAUGAUUAUAGUUUUAAAAUAACAAAAGUUUUAAAUAUGUAUAAAAAUUUAAAGAGUGUUUAUUUUCUCAAGGUAUCUCAUAGGUCACAAUAGAUGUUUGUAUUUAUAAGUUAAAACAUGUUGUAUCUGUUAAUGUUAUGUGUAAGUAAUAGGAUAGUAAUUUCUCUUUAUGUAAAAACAAAAAUGGUUAAUGUAUAUCUAAGUAGGAUUUACCUAUUAAAACUGGUUUACCUAUAGUUUAUAAAACUGUUCCCAAUUAAUUUACUUGAGCCAAAACGAAAUUUUUUUAUGUUUAAACUAAACUAAAAGUAAUUGACAACUGUUCACUGUUGAGAGAAAAAUGUGUCAAGAAGUACAAUUUCACCUAAAUUUUCAGGCUUUUUCAUAAAAUAUAUAUUUUUUAGCUAUGUUUUCUUGUCACAAGUUGGUGAAUCUCUUAGUGUGGAUUGUCUUUACUACUUACAGUAUACUGUUGCCUAUAAAUCCUUUUCAGCGACAUUUUAUUACCAAAAUCACAAGUCAUUGCUACUGUUGAAUGCCAUUAACAUUAGGUGUAUAGAAGGAUUUUUACUUUGCUUGAAUACUUUUAGUAUUUAUGUGUUUUAGAUGUAAACAGUUUACAAGAUAUCCUUGUCUUUUAAGCCUCUUUCGUAGUUCAAUUUUCAAUGGGAACCUUUGACUAUUGAUAGAACAAUCAGCAUCAAGUCAACAAUGGGUGGGAUUGAGAACUAUUACUUUGAAAAAAUUGAUAAAAAUGUGUAGCUGGUAUCCUUACUUCCAGUUGUUUAUUUUUAACUUACCAUAGGGAUAAAAAAAACUACUAGAUCUACACAACAAUACAAUUAUCUGGAAACCACUAUGAGAACCACUAUUUCACUGUAGGAUGACAUAAAAAAUAUUUUUACCACAUUAUAAUUUUAAUAGGUUUGUUAAUUAUAACUGCCUGCAAAGUAAGUGUGGAGUUUUAACACGUUCGCUGCGGCCCACCAAAUGGCGGGCGUAGCCCCAGUGCGGCGCAGUGUCGAGCGGAUCUGUUUUGCUUUCAAAUAUUUCGGUCUGAUGAAUAGCAAAUUAAGUGCGGUGAUGUUCUGCGUUACGACGAGUGUCGACGUAGUUUGCUGAAACACUCACAGAUAGCAGCACUGUCUGGAACCAGCUGGUCCCAUUGUAUUGCCAAUAGUAGGGAAUAGGAGGGAGAAAAAGCAGGACAAAAAGUUUAUUUCUAAGCUUACCAGAAGGGGAUUUUACGGGGGAAAUUUACUACCAACCUAUACCACAAUAAAGCACCCAUUCCUAGUUAAACGCAGACAUAAAAAUACCCGUUCUUCCCGGUAGGCUGCUGCUCAGAAACUUAAUGGAAUUUAGGCAAUGCCAGCACUCACCGGUGAGUGGCGCACAGCAAAUGUGUAAAAACUUAUGUAAAACACAAACUAAUUUAUAUAACACAGUUUAAAAAACAAUUGGGUCUUAAACCUUUAACACUUAAUGCCAUUUGUGAACUCCGUUAUACGUUUUAGGAUCUUCUAAUACCUAUAAUUACUGCAGAUCCGCUUUAGUAAAUGUCCCGCUGAGGGGGGCACAGAUAUAUUUGGAGCCCAUAGCGUGUCACAUGUAACCCAUGGGCCUGAAUUACUGUGAAUAAUGCAACAUAUUUAUAAUCUAUAUGACUAAAUAAAUGCAAUGUAAAUCUUUACGUGAUGUAAAUGAAUAGUUUUUAAAGCAUACGUUGUGGAAGGGAGCAAUCAACCUGUUUACUCAUAUUUACACCUCUGAAUGAAUUACAUGAUUUUAUACACUUUAAUCCUUUUUGCCUAUUGAUUGAUAUAGAUUGAAUGUAUACAAUUUUAUGUAUAUAUGAAUUCAGUGUUGGUAAUAAAACCAUUGUAUUAAAAGAGUAGGAUUGAGCUUAUAUUUUAGAAAAGAAAGUGUUAAUAUAGGAAUAAGAUACACUCAAGUAUCCAAAGAUGAAGUUUAUUUUCUGAGUAGUUGACUGUGAAACAAUUUGACUGAUAGCUGGUUAAGACCGAGAUUUUGAUUCCAAUCACACAUAUUUUGUUACACAAAAUUUAAUAUGAUAGAUAUGUCUAGUCUAUUUUUUAAUAUGCAGCCUGUAGUAAGUUAUUUGUCUGUGAUAUGUUGUUAUAAUACA